GACUUUCUAUGGCUGAUGACGGAGGAACCGCAUCGGACGAGGAGGAUGGCGAUCAUGAAGGCUCAUCCUGAGGUGACCAAGCUCAUGGGUCAUGAACCACUCACGAAAUACGUUGUACUCCUCGUCGUAUCCCUACAAGUUGGUCUCGCAAUCUACCUUCGUCAUACCUCACCUCUGUCACCAUUGUUUAUCUUUUGUGCAUACGCUAUUGGGGGGACGGCCAAUCAUAACUUGUUUUUGGCGAUUCACGAGAUAACACACAAUCUUGCCUUCAAGAGCAUCAUACCCAAUAAGCUCCUGGCCAUUUUCGCAAACUUACCCAUUGGCAUCCCUUACUCUGCAGCCUUCAAGGGAUAUCAUAUUGAGCAUCACAAGUUUAUGGGUCAGGACAAGAUAGAUACCGACUUGCCAACAAACUUUGAGCUGAUAUGCCUCAAUAACGUCUUCGGCAAAGUUUUCUUUGCGACAUUUCAGAUACUUUUUUACGCCCUCCGACCAGGGUUUGUUCGUGCCCAGCGCUUUUCACGUUGGCACUUUCUCAACUUGCUCGUGGAGGUCAUUUUUGACUACAUUCUCGUAUCCACCUUUGGUGCUCGCCCCCUCAUAUACUUAAUUAUGAGCAGUUUCUUCGCUGGUAGCCUACACCCAUGCGCUGGCCAUUUCAUUGCCGAACAUUACCUCUGGGACGGUAUGGAGCAGGAAACGUUCAGCUACUAUGGUCCGUUGAACAUAUUAGCGUACAACGUCGGAUACCACAACGAGCACCACGAUUUUCCGUCAAUCGCAUGGACUCGACUGCCAGCGCUCCGUGCGCUUGCACCUGAGUUUUACGACAAGAUACCAUCUCACCCAUCAUGGCCAAUGGUGAUUGUCAAUUUCAUUCGGGAUAAGGAAGUAGGCAUCUUCGCAAGGGCGAAACGGCUAGGCAAGGGCCGAGUGCUGGACUUCAAGGCGGAACAGAAUAAUUCUUCAGAGUAUACCGCCGUGGCCCACGACGGGUGCUCGGAUUCGGAUAAAAGCGAGUGA
Messenger RNA from Laccaria bicolor S238N-H82, 1026 nucleotides. RefSeq names its product delta 15-fatty acid desaturase protein. Lineage: Eukaryota; Fungi; Basidiomycota; Agaricomycetes; Agaricales; Hydnangiaceae. Gene Ontology annotation, molecular function: sphingolipid delta-4 desaturase activity. The annotation marks the transcript as partial. Gene Ontology annotation, cellular component: membrane. The transcript has 5 exons. Gene Ontology annotation, biological process: ceramide biosynthetic process. The record is from RefSeq and is a predicted model, not a curated record.